This is a messenger RNA of Amoebophrya sp. A120, 1153 nucleotides long. The record is from the annotation of a GenBank genome assembly. NCBI's taxonomy places the organism in Eukaryota, Dinophyceae, Syndiniales, Amoebophryaceae.
GACACCCUCAGAAUGGAAAUCCUCAAAGUGGAAAUAAUUUGUGAUGCAUGAAAUGCGACACCAAAAAGACUGUAUUGCAGAGAACGCCAUGGAGGCUGACUACUGUGCUGCUACGGGUUCAGGAUUGGGCUGCUGAUUAGCAUGAGAGAAGCGCACCCCUUUGCCUAACGAGCAUGACAAACACGUUUUCCACAGAUGUAUGUAGUGACGUCAGAUCAGAUGACACAGAUGAUGACGGCUGGACGGAUUUUUUGUUUUUCAAUACACUCAUACAAAUGUUGCGACAAUUUCAAUCGACAAAGUUGAAAUGAUUUGCCAUGCAUAAAAUGCGACACAAAGACUGACUCUAUUGCUGAAGGCGCAAGGGAGGCAGAUUCUAGUGCUGGUAAGGGUCAAGAAUUGGGCUGCUGACUAGCAUGACAGGGAGCAGCCAUCUUGCCCUAAACAACAUGACAGACUUGCUUCAGAGGCCAGGAAAAUUUGUCAUGCGCCGAUUGGAAACUGUGGGUCCAACUGGUAUAGAUUUUACGCAUCACAAAUUAUUUCAACUUUGUCGAUUUCAACUCUGACACAUCCAUACAGGAGUCAGAUUCAGAUAUUCAUCCCGUCUCCGAAGCUGCGAGCUACUCCGCGGAAAAGUUUUCCCAUUUUGUCGUAGAAACCGGAAUGGAUUUCUUCAUGAGCUGUGUUUGCGGAUUAUGCAAUACAAACUUCCCGUAGCCCCCGUACAUGUACAAAAUGCAUGACAAAUUUCGUCAACUUGCAGUUGUGUCCAACUUCUCUUUGUCAUGCUAAACUAGGAUCGAAACCCAGUUUUGUCAUGCAGCGACUGCAUUUGUACGUGGACGUCGGGAAAUUUACCGUGGAUACGGAUGUUUGAAUUGUGGCGAUUUGAAAACCUCCAUGGCCUUCGGGAAUUUUCAAGAAGCCGGAACUAGGUUAACCUUUGGCGACGCGGUGAUCGGAAUGAUGCUGGCGCUAUCCAGGAAAAAACACCCAUCCCCAUCCAUUUCUUGCAUGGCGAACACUGCAAAUUAUGCAUGUUUUGCAUGACAAAUUGGAAAAUUGGAAAAUUGGAAUUUGAUUUCAGACGACACAGAUGAUGACGGCUGGACGGAUUUUUUGUUUUUCAAUACACACAGAGGAAACAGUA